UAACAGCUGAUGGGACCUUUGUUUAUUUUCUAUUUGCUUGGAGGAAAGUGAAAUGUUUUUAAAUUUAAAUCUCUGCUUACAACAUCCCUAAAAUAUAAUAGAAAUCAAGAUAUCUAUUAUAAAAAUAACAUUAAUAAUUUUAAGAGUUAAGCCUAAUAUAGAGGGAUCAAGAUUUAUCGUUACUUAGCCGAGGUAAUAAAUUUGCUUCAGUAAAAAUGUCGACAGCCAUGACAUUUGGUCAGAAACAGUUUAUCCCAACCCCACCAGAUAAAGGCAGUUUUCCGCUAGAUCACGAAGGUAUUUGUAAGAAGAGUAUGACAAGAUAUUUAAAUUGUUUAUUUAACAAUAACAGCAAUGCUUCAUUAUGCAGAGAUGAAACUAAAGAAUAUUUGGAAUGCAGGAUGAAUAAUAAUUUAAUGGCUAAAGAAGAAUGGUCAAGAUUGGGAUUUCCUGAGGAAGACACAGUAGAUCAAAGCAAGAAAUGAUAUCAGUGCCAUAUAUUAUUAUAUAUCGCAUAAUGACAUAUUAAAGACUUACCUAAUAAUAAUGAAAUAUCCACUAAAGUAUACAUACAUAGUUAAACAUUCUAAAAGACAACAUCUUCAUUGCUUUUAUGAAGUGUGUGAUAUAAAUCAAAAUACUUUGGUUGGUACUUAUGUAGAAUUAUUAUAUUGUUGCAUAUA
This is a messenger RNA of Leptidea sinapis, 683 nucleotides long. Its product is annotated as cytochrome c oxidase assembly protein COX19. NCBI's taxonomy places the organism in Eukaryota, Metazoa, Arthropoda, Insecta, Lepidoptera, Pieridae. The coding region runs from base 216 to 485 and encodes 89 amino acids. Gene Ontology annotation, biological process: mitochondrial respiratory chain complex IV assembly. The transcript is spliced from 2 exons. Gene Ontology annotation, cellular component: mitochondrial intermembrane space. The record is from RefSeq and is a predicted model, not a curated record.